This is a messenger RNA of Astyanax mexicanus (Mexican tetra), 1839 nucleotides long. RefSeq names its product ubiquitin-conjugating enzyme E2D 2 (UBC4/5 homolog, yeast), like (gene ube2d2l). Gene Ontology annotation, biological process: ubiquitin-dependent protein catabolic process; protein polyubiquitination. The transcript has 8 exons. Lineage: Eukaryota; Metazoa; Chordata; Actinopteri; Characiformes; Acestrorhamphidae. Gene Ontology annotation, molecular function: ubiquitin conjugating enzyme activity. Gene Ontology annotation, cellular component: nucleus. The record is from RefSeq and is a predicted model, not a curated record. Bases 431 to 877 code for a protein of 148 amino acids.
AAACAGAUACACACACUCAACAGAGACACACACACACAUUUUCUCACACUCUCUCUCACACACACACACAUACACUCACACACACUCAUCAAUCACACACACGCUCGGCCGGGGGCUGUACAGACAGACCUGCCAACUUUGGGUUUCUUGAGGAGCGGCGUAGACUCAGCCAGCAGCAGGCAACACGGUGUUCCGACAGCGGCUCUGUAUGGUUAAACAGCCGCCACUGGAUUCACUGUUUUCGGCUUAACCUCCCCGGAAUCCGCGGUUGGACUGGCUGGUAGUUUAGCUUAGCUUAGCAUAGCUUAGCGUUACUGUCCAUCUCUCCGCAUUGCUUGGCUAGCAAACGAGAGGCUAAGCUAGCCGGCACAGCAGCGCAGCUCUCCGGCGACCUCACCCCCCGAUUCCUCCGUAACCACACAGAUUCGGAAUGGCGUUGAAACGAAUUCACAAGGAGCUGACUGAUCUGGGCCGGGACCCUCCAGCACAGUGUUCUGCAGGACCAGUGGGAGAUGACUUGUUUCAUUGGCAGGCUACAAUUAUGGGACCUAACGACAGUCCAUAUCAAGGGGGCGUGUUUUUCUUGACCAUACAUUUUCCUACAGACUACCCAUUCAAACCACCUAAGGUUGCUUUCACCACAAGAAUUUAUCACCCAAAUAUUAACAGUAAUGGCAGCAUCUGUUUGGAUAUUCUAAGAUCGCAGUGGUCACCAGCAUUAACUAUUUCUAAAGUUCUCUUGUCCAUCUGCUCUCUGUUAUGUGACCCCAACCCAGACGACCCGCUAGUGCCAGAGAUAGCUCGCAUAUAUAAAACAGACAAUGAAAAGUAUAAUAGACUGGCCAGAGAGUGGACAGAGAAGUAUGCCACACUGUAGGGGUAUAACAGAAUAGCUCGGGAAUGGACUCAGAAAUACGCCAUGUGAUACCUGACGGAAUCUCACCCCAACAGAUCUGCAUUAUAGCCCCCUUCUCCCACCUUCUCAACGAUCUGGCACUUCCCCUCCACCCCCACCAGCCUCCACCACCCCCACCUCAUCUCCAACCAAACCAGUGAUUUUGUUUAGUUGUUUUCUGUCCCUGUUAAAGUGUCCUGCGCUGCGAGCGAGAGGACGUCACGGCGAGAUCACGCUCUGUCCAUCUUUUGUAAAACGCUCUCGGGUCUGAACUACGAAGCAUGUGUAUCGUCGAGGACCCCGCCCACUCUGUAACCAGGUGUAAUAAAACAAAGACAUAAAGCAAAUAAAUAAGAGUAUCAAGCGCUUUUAUCUCACGCCACAUACUGGAGGUGCUAUAACGAUAAAAAAAAUCUAUAUGUAUAAAUAUAUAAUGAAUAAAUAAAUAAAUGAAUAGAUUAAAUAAUGGUCCUUUUGUGAACAAUCUGUCACUGGGUUGGCCUUCACUUUUUUAUAUAUGAAAAAAUGCUUUUACAAUAGCAAUGAUCCAGUCUGUGAACUAUACUCCUCCUGCUUCUGACUGACUCGCCACGGGCAGAACCGGCCCCAUGGUUCCAUCAGCAGUUCUGAAGAAUAUAAGAUCUAUUUUAUGCAUGUCGUUAGGAUAAUAACCGUGAAUGGGUCAGCCGUCUGCUGAGAAAACAGUGUUAAACACACGUGUCCACUUGAGAACUUUUAUUUUGUUACUCCGUUUUCCUGGCUGUUUCAUUUCUUCCCCCUGUCGUUUAUAGAACGAGGAGCUAUUAGUUCAUCUGCCUUCCUCCUCCACACUGUUGGCUUGUUGCACUGAAUUUAUGAUUGGACGCUCCUGACGGAUGACCGGUCAACUAAUAGCUCCACUAGCUGUUCAUUUGUUUUCUCAAUAAAGUUGGUAAAAGUACUGA